GCUUCAUUCCCCGUCUCCCUUACAAGGGCCUCCCAAUCACCUAUCUAUCGUCUCGAACAAGUUACAGCCCUUGACCAUCCAUCAACCAACCUCUUCCCAUUUGAAAGUGUGUCUGUCAUUUGCUCUUUGGUCACACUCCCCAAACCAGCUCGGAGUGUUUCGUCCGGCUUGGCACCAUUAUUCCGCUUAAGGUUGUCUCCGACUUUAUUUCAACCUCGUUUGGCGGUCUCGGCGGCAGAGCAGUCGUCUACCAGCUCUAACCACGCUGCCAAAGCAGCUCUCCCGGGCAUGUAUGAGAAGGAGCAACAUUGCUUCAGACGUCUCCAGAAUUGUCAUGUCCGGUCGCUGCAUGCCCCCCUACGAUUUGUGCCAUUCCCGGUCUAUUCCUCGAGCAAGUCGAGGUUUCUGCAGCCGCGAGCCACAAUCUGGCUCUGAAUCCAGGCUGCCCUUUCAUCUGAGCCCUCUUUCUGGUUCUUGCGCCAACCCUCACCAGAGUGCCAUCCCGCCAACUCAUCGAUUCCAGCAGCUAUCAUCAACUCAAUGUCAACCAUGCCGCGUGUCAGUGGAAAUGUCAUGGCCACACCGACACAGGAAUCCGCUCCUGCCAAACGAAAGAGGGUGAGUAAACCAAAAGUCCGGACAGGCUGCCUAACUUGGUGAGUUGAUACGAGUCCAUCUCCACCGUCGCCGACCAGAAAGCUCACUCCUUGGCAGCAAGUAAGACUUGUCCCCGCAAACCUAAAAUAGGAGGAUAAAAAAAUUGAUGGCUCCGACAAAAGCUACUACUGCCUGGUAGCUUAACUAACAUGUUCAUCGCAGAAUCAGACGCAUCAAAUGCAGCGAGGAGCGCCCUGCCUGUGUGCGGUGCACUUCGACUGGACGAGUUUGCGAUGGUUACGACAAGUCCAUGCCGACUCGUCUCGAAGAUGCCGUCGGGGCGGCCAUCAAGGAACGCUGCCUAAAAGUCUGGUCCGAUAACCAGGCCCUGCGCAUAUUGCGGCCCAUCGUCGCCGACAUCGACGGAACACAAGCAGAGCGCCUUUACUUUCAUCGGUUCCGUCGCGUAGCAGACACCGGCCUCUGCAAUCACGUCACAAACCUCACCAGUUUCUGGAGCAGGCUUGCGCCGCAGCUCAGCCAUUCUGAUGAGGCUGUGAAGCAUGCCAUCGUCGCCCUCGGCUCUGCGUACCACAUGUAUCAGACGGCACCCCCGCCCGGCGGGGACGGCGUAACGCCGCGCGAGCUCGAGAUCUUCACGAUCCAGCAAUACAGCACCGCCAUGUCCAAGCUCUCAAGCUACGCCUAUGUACCGAUGAAGGACAGGAUCACCGUCACGCUAUUGUGUUGCGUGUCGUUUGUAUGCAUCGAGACGUUGCGCAACAACUGGCGGCCGGCCCUGAUGCACCUCUCAAACGGCUUGCGCAUCAUUGAGAGCCUUCCCCUGAGCACGCUCGACAAGCUACGGGAUCCCCUGCCGCUCCAUGACAGGACAGGGGCUACAGAGAGCAUGUUGGGGAUGGAUUACAUCCUUAGACUGUUCGCCACAUGGGAGGUUUCCUGCGCGCUGUUCGCCGAGAACUUCAAGCCCGUCAUCUCCAUCAAGCUGUACGAGGGACGCGAACUGGACGACACGCCGCUGGACGAGUUCGAAACCAUCAUGCAGGCUCACCGAGCCAUUGUACAGUACACGCGCGACGUCUUCGCCCUGGUCUGGUUGACUAGGGAACAUCAAGGCGACGACGAAUUUUGGUCUCAACCGCUUCUUUGCCGCCAGCACGGGAUAUUGAUGGACAAGGGCGACUAUCUGACCGGUCUCUUUAAGCGGUUUAUGGACCGACCCCAAGCCCCGGCAGGCGGCACGGAAGAGUACUACUCCGUCUGUCUUGACAUGCUUCAUUACAAAUGCGCACGGCUGCUGUGUCAGACGCUGCACCAGAAGCCCCAUCAAAGACAGCAAUCGCCUGACAUCGUAGCUCAACACGCUGACUUGGUCUCAACAGCCACUCUCCUGCACCGAAGGCUAGCUGCCAAGCAGCGGCAAACGGACACACCUUCUCGGUCUUUCACUCUCGAUAUUGGCAUCAUUCCGCCUCUCUACUUUAUUCUGGUUGCUUGCCAGGACCCGGCGGUGCAAGAAAAGGCUCUUGGGAUUCUGCGAGACUACCCACAAAGGGAAAAUUUCUGGGACGGCAACUCAGUACGCAACCUACUGAUCACCGUCGGGAAUGUUAGUUACGGACCGGCGCAUCCCUUCAAUGACGUCCCUCAUUCUUUGGCGUUUGGGAAGGGAAUACCCGCUCUCUACGAACAGCUGCAGGAACUGCAUAUCAGGGUUGAAGAGGAUUGAUUGUGAUGGAUGGUUUGGGUUACAAGGGUGAUUUGCUGCAUAGCCUGGGAGACGUUCCCCCAACAAGUUCCAAGCGUCAUUGAAAGACUGUGCAUGGAAAUGGAGGUUGUAUUGUAGGCCUGGGAAUGAAUGUGUUGGGCAGCGAUCGUCAGGUAGGGGUCAAUAAUUAAGAGGGCCCGCCGGAGUCCUAUCCUCGCCCCUUCAGCCUCAGCGUCGAACACCUCUGCUAGACCGAGUCGGCCGCAUCCCUGGGCCACGCGCCUGUUGCUGCGGUAGAUAACAAACCCAUAUCCUGUGGCUCCGUUUGUCGCUUUGGAGCCGUCUGAAAAGACAACCAUGUGGCUGUCUGGUACGGUCUUAAGCCAGGCCUGGAAAGCUUUGGCUGCCUCUUUCUUAGUCUGCAGGACUAUCAGGUCUUGUGAGCCUGGGAGGUACUGCGGUUGGAUGAGUGCUGGUCUCGGGCAUUUUGGUGCAAGGUCUGCAGUCCGUUGGAGCUUCGUCUGCUGCCGCCCUCGUUGGGAUGUUGUUGUUGUUGUAUUUAACGCCAUGGCGGCAAGGGUGGAACCCUUGUCGCAGACCUCCCGAGGGGUAUGUGGCGUGGAGAGCCGUGGGCUAGGACUACGUACUUCAUACAUCGCCCUUUCUUUCGUCCUCCAAAUCCUGCCUGGUGGCUACUAUGCGUUCUAUCUGUCCCUGGUUCCCGCUGGUUCCCCAGAUUCAUUGCUUCCCGUCUAUUCCCUAU
This is a messenger RNA of Colletotrichum destructivum, 3089 nucleotides long. RefSeq names its product Putative fungal transcription factor. NCBI's taxonomy places the organism in Eukaryota, Fungi, Ascomycota, Sordariomycetes, Glomerellales, Glomerellaceae. The record is from RefSeq and is a predicted model, not a curated record. The coding region runs from base 908 to 2347 and encodes 479 amino acids. The transcript has a single exon.